Messenger RNA from Spirometra erinaceieuropaei, 471 nucleotides. The record is from the annotation of a GenBank genome assembly. Lineage: Eukaryota; Metazoa; Platyhelminthes; Cestoda; Diphyllobothriidea; Diphyllobothriidae.
AUGUCGGCCGUUGUCUACCGUCUUCAAUGCAACUGCGGAAAGUACAACUACGUUGGGGAAACCGGCCGACGACUGCAAACGCGAAUACACGAACAUAAGUUGGCCGUGCGAAGGUUGGACCCAACUCAUGCCGCACAAAUGGGACACAUCUUCAACUUUGACGCCGUUGAGAUUGUUGACCGGGGCGGUGAUCAUACAGCAAGGCAAGUGCAAGAAGCCUGGGUGUCCACCGACUGCUCUGUCAACCGCCACAUCAAUUUGCCUCCCCUCUAUCUGACUUUACGAACCUUCUUUACGGGGGACAUUCACGGCGCGGGACAAUCGGGACCUUCAGUCAUCUCCGCGUCCGACGGGGGCGAUUCACGUCACGGUGACAUGCUGGUUGGAUACAGCCAUACAGGCAGCAUUGGCGGGUCACGCAGUGAACAAAGUGCGCCAUAUAAGGACUUUCCAGUCUCUGAAGAUUGGUAG